Dendrobium catenatum is the source of this 995-nucleotide messenger RNA. RefSeq lists its product as uncharacterized. Bases 108 to 737 code for a protein of 209 amino acids. The record is from RefSeq and is a predicted model, not a curated record. NCBI's taxonomy places the organism in Eukaryota, Viridiplantae, Streptophyta, Magnoliopsida, Asparagales, Orchidaceae. The transcript has 5 exons.
GGCUACCCAAAUUUGGCGCCACUAGGUAUUAAAUUCCCCCUUUGGAAAGGCCACAAACGAGGCAAGAACUCUGGAACUCCAUCUCGUUUAAUUCUCUUCGACGCAGAAUGAGACAGUUUGGUCAGACCAAGCUUCCUUCUUCUUUCAUCUCCAGAUCAAGUUUUGUCAAUCAAGACCCUCAAGCAAAAGCAAAACCUUCGAUGAAGCCAAUCUCUCUCUCAGAGUUCUUAAAUAGAAAACUUGGAAAAUCCAGUGGCAGAUUAUUACGGGAGAAGCAAGUUUCUAUUGGCUCGCUUGGAUCUGAUAAGAAAGAGCUUGGCGGUAAAAGGAAGGAAGAUGGAAAUAGCUUAAUCCCCAAUGGUGCUAUGUUUCAACAAUUUAGCAGGGCGUUAAAGGGUCAGGAAAAUUUCGAUUUGGGUGAUGGUGCAGAAAAUGAGCAAGUUUAUUCAAGAAAACGGAAGAAACCAACUGAGCCAACUGAGUUUUCUUCAGGGGAUGUUGGUAGUCAUGAAAAUUGCUUGCUUGUUCUUGGAGAUGAUCCAAAGCCAAAGGCAAGGCCAAGGAGUGAACAAAAGCAUAUGUAUAAGAGCAGCAAAACAAUAUAUAAUCAUUAUGCCAGUGGCCAAGGAUGGUGGGAUGGUGACAAAGAAGGCAUUGACGAUGAAGAAGUUGGUCACAAUGAGAUAUGGGAGGGUUUAGGAAGCACAACCCUUGGAGGUCUACAAUGGCAUUCAUGAGAAUCAUCAAGCCUCUAUCAAACUGCACUCAACUGGAGCUCUUUAUGUUUAGGGUUUAGCAGCAGCAAGGUAGAUGGAUAUUAAUUGUCAUAUUUUUGAAAAUCUUUUCAGGCUUUUUCUGCACUUUCUUGCUUUCAUUUUGAAUGGUUUCUCAUGUUAGAAUCCAUUGGCUUUUCCCUAUGAAAUUGUUGAGAUGAGCUCCUAAGAUUAUACUUGAGACAUUUAUAGCUAUUUGUAAAUUUUUGCUCCAAAUUUAUA